UAUGUGCAUAGAUCAAUCGGAUAUCCAUUCUCAAUGUACUAAGCUGCUGUUAUUUAUUAUUACUGUAACAUCGCUCUCACUCUCUCUAGGGUUCUUUUCCUCUGUAACUCCUUCCAAAUUUCUCAAUUGGAAACCCUCCAUCAUUUCAACACCCACCACCAUUUGUUUGCCUCUUCCAAUUCCGUUGCUAUUAUCAGCUUUUACUUCCUCUGAAAGGUGCGCAGAUUGUUGCCUUGCAAGCUUUUACAAUUAGAUACCUAAGAUGCCACGGGAAAAGGCAAAUACAUCGUCUGCUGCUGAGCCAGAGGAAUCUGAAAAGCAAGUCAUCUCUAGUGAGAAGGUUGAUCUUGAUGAAGACAAUGAUCCUGAGGAGAACAUGGAAGAAGAGUAUGAGUAUGAAGAGGUAGAAGAAGAAGAAGAAGAAGAGGAAGAAAUAGAAGAGGAGGUGGAAGAAGUAGUGGAAGAGGAGGAGGAUGAUAAUGAUAAUAAUGAAGUUGAUGCACAGAAAAGCAUUAAUGGUGAUGAUAUGAAAGUUGAAGAUGAGGAUGAGAAGAAAAAACAUGCUGAGCUUCUUGCUCUUCCUCCUCACGGUUCUGAAGUAUACAUUGGUGGCAUUCCUCAUGAUGCUUCUGAGGAUGACUUGAGGAGUUUUUGUGAGGCCAUAGGAGAAGUUACUGAGGUUCGAAUAAUGAAAGGCAAAGAUUCGAGUGAGAACAAAGGCUUUGCAUUUGUGACCUUCAGAAAUGUAGAACUGGCCACCAAAGCGAUUGAUGAGCUGAAUAAUGCUGAAUUUAAGGGCAAAAAAAUAAGAUGUUCUACAUCUCAAGCAAAGCACCGACUAUUCAUUGGUAAUAUUCCUAGAAACUGGGGAUUGGAAGAUCUAAGGAAGGUUGUGUCAGAGAUUGGGCCUGGAGUUGCUGGUGUGGAACUGGUGAAGGAUAUGAAAAAUUCAAGUAACAACAGAGGCUUUGCUUUUAUUGAGUACCACAACCAUGCAUGCGCUGAAUACUCGCGACAGAAGAUGAUGAACUCGAAGUUCAAAUUAGGCAGUAAUGCUCCAACUGUGAGCUGGGCUGACCCAAGGAAUGCUGAUUCUUCUAGUGCCUCUCAGGUGAAGGCAGUUUAUGUGAAGCAUUUACCAAAGAACGUAACUCAGGAUCAGUUAAAGAAGCUUUUUGAACAUCAUGGGAAAAUUACAAAAGUGGUUCUCCCACCAGCAAAGUCUGGGCAGGAAAAGAAUAGAAUUGGUUUUGUACAUUUUGCAGAGAGGUCUAGUGCGAUGAAGGCGCUGAAGAACACUGAGAAAUAUGAACUUGAUGGCCAAGUUUUGGAAUGUUCUCUUGCAAAGCCACAAGCAGAUCAGAAGUCUACUGGAGGAUCGAUUUCUCAGACGCCAAGUUUACUUCAAAGUUAUCCACCUCAUAUUGGUUAUGGUUUGGCUGGGGGGGCCUAUGGCCCUCUAGGUGCAGGGUUUGGUGCUGCACCUCUUGCACAGCCUAUGAUCUAUGGAAGGGGACCAACUCCUGCUGGCAUGGCAAUGUUGCCAAUGCUUCUGCCUGAUGGGCGGAUUGGAUAUGUCCUGCAGCAGCCUGGAACUCAGCCACAGAGUUUGCCUGCACAUCAUAGGAAUAGUGGCAGGAGUAGUAGCGGUAGUGGGAACAAGAGUGGUGGCAAUUCAAGCAGGGGGAGGCAUGGCAGUGAUGGAGGUCGUGGACAAAGAUACCGCCCCUAUUAGUGGCAUCUGUUAAAUGCUUAAAUUUAUGGAUGGGAAUAUUGUAUCUGCUCUAUACCUAUUAAAUUUAUAGAUGACAGCAUCUCUAACCAAAUUAAGAGUUUUAGAAUUCUGGCACACAAUAUGAUCGUACAUGGUAUUAGUCUUUUAGUUCCA
This is a messenger RNA of Mangifera indica (mango), 1888 nucleotides long. Its product is annotated as heterogeneous nuclear ribonucleoprotein Q-like. Bases 263 to 1735 code for a protein of 490 amino acids. The transcript has 10 exons. Gene Ontology annotation, cellular component: nucleus. The record is from RefSeq and is a predicted model, not a curated record. NCBI's taxonomy places the organism in Eukaryota, Viridiplantae, Streptophyta, Magnoliopsida, Sapindales, Anacardiaceae. Gene Ontology annotation, molecular function: mRNA binding.